Molecule: messenger RNA, 813 nt
Organism: Rubroshorea leprosula
Lineage: Eukaryota; Viridiplantae; Streptophyta; Magnoliopsida; Malvales; Dipterocarpaceae
Source: the annotation of a GenBank genome assembly
AUAUAAUAACAAAAGGACCAAAUUUAAACUACUCUUUUUAUUUCUUUCAUCCAAAUCUUGUAUAGGCAAUAUGACAAUUGUCACUGGUAAAGCAGCGCCUGUGCAACGCCUAUCGAAGGAGCAUAUAAGGAAACUUAUCCUUCAGUGCGACAAUGGCGAUGCCGUCCUCACCAAUCAAGAAAUAAAGAAAGCUUUUGAAAAGCUCCAAGCUUUUUGGCCCGGUUAUAGGGCAAGGAAGGGAGUCGCAGCAGCAGACCAUAACCGUGAUGGACUAGUGAGUAUGGAUGAACUCGAUGACCUCAUAAAUUAUGUUUAUGAACUUGGCUACUCUGGAAAGUAAUAUGAUCAAGAAAAAGUAGUGCAUGCUUGUGUGCAUGCAUGGGUAUAUAUCGUAUUAAGUAGUACUAAAAUAAAAUGGUUGGACCUAAUUAAGUAGCAGCAUAUUAUCUAUAGGUGUAGUAGAGUACCAUGCAUAUGAUCUGUCGGUUUUCGCAAUGUCUGAUGUUGUGACAUAAAGAUGCUAUCUAUCUCUCAAUCUUGGCUCAGUUAGCAUGAUUGAGCCUUGAAUUAUGUUACUCCAUUAAUUAUAUAUAUGUAUAUAUCAUUUGUAUGUGUUUGUCUAGGGUUAUAUGGGUAUGGUUCGGAGGAGUCUGCUUGCCAAUUCAUCGAUCAGGGUUUGUGAUUGGUGGCCUUUCCUUCCUAGCUUCUUUCCCCCUUGCGAAGAAUCUUUUCUACUCGAUCUUCCUCUCUCUGACAUCAGAUUUGUAUUCGCUUUUUGUCUUUGAUUCAAUUAACUAAAAAAAUGAAAUUUUA